Neohortaea acidophila is the source of this 1076-nucleotide messenger RNA. RefSeq lists its product as uncharacterized. The record is from RefSeq and is a predicted model, not a curated record. Lineage: Eukaryota; Fungi; Ascomycota; Dothideomycetes; Mycosphaerellales; Teratosphaeriaceae. Bases 300 to 851 code for a protein of 183 amino acids. The transcript has 2 exons.
CAUGAUGGCGACGACUGUAUGAGAACUGAGAAAGUGGAGCAACAGAUGACUUACCUUUCAACAUACAAAACGCUACCAAGUCAACACUCGCCAAUAACGCUCAUGCAGUACGUACAAAAGCAUCGCAAGACAAUAAGGAACGAGCUCACUUACCGAUUCGACUCUUCCUCCGCUCCUUCGUCUCCUUGUGACACUGCGGACACAGCCCGUGCAUCAGGUACUCCGUCGUCGGCCGGAAGCAUCGCUCGCAAGCCUCCAGAAUCUCACCAUCUGGCACCUUGUCAGUCAUCCCGAAACUCAUGAAGGACUCAUUCGUACCAUUUCGCCCCUUGAUCUUCAGUCCAUCCACCGCCCGGCUGAUGCUGAGCGCAACCUGCUCACUCUUGGAGAUACUCCCCGGCUUGCCCGCUCUCGCCCUCGCACCAAACGAACUAGACGACAGUCGCGAGGUCGGCGUUGCUGGAUCUUCCACUGCCUCUUCUUCUGCAUUGGCGUUUCGGUUCCGCACGAACAUCACUCGCUCAUUCCGAUCCAUGGCGACGAUGUCUGCCUUCUCUUUCAACGAAACCGACAGUCUCCGCACAUACUCACCCGCGCUAUCGCGUCGCGCACGCCAGCUGUUCCUGCGACCGUUCGACUCCGCUCGACUCCAUCGCGGCGACGACGGCGACAUAGGCGGCGUAGCGGUAUCCCUCGCCGUCCUCACAUUCGCCACAUCGAACCGCCCAUCUGCUCCCGUAAAGAUCGUCCGCGUCCCCGCCGGGAUGUCUUGCCCCGUUGUUCGAGGGCCCGGCUCGCGAACGAGAGGCGGGAUCGGGUGCGGCGGGCGCGGACGGUUGGGGCCUGUGUAGAUUGUCCUCGACGCCACGUCUCUCAUGUCGGCUUCUGUGGCGACUUGCGUAGCUCUUGCUGAGGGGCCGAGGUUCUUGGUGAUGCCGUAGUGGCGGAGUUGCGCGUCAUGGAACUGGUGGAUGUCGUGUACUUGGAGAUCGACGCUUCUCGGCUGAUGGUCGUUUUGCAAAGGUAUCGUGCGGGCGUUGCGAUAUCUGAAUGCGGCGAUGUUGGACAAUGAAUGG